Messenger RNA from Aspergillus wentii DTO 134E9, 1300 nucleotides. Its product is annotated as zinc-dependent alcohol dehydrogenase. The record is from RefSeq and is a predicted model, not a curated record. The transcript has a single exon. Gene Ontology annotation, molecular function: oxidoreductase activity; zinc ion binding. Lineage: Eukaryota; Fungi; Ascomycota; Eurotiomycetes; Eurotiales; Aspergillaceae. The coding region runs from base 161 to 1207 and encodes 348 amino acids.
CCGGAGUCAUCUUCGACUUCAUCUCUUUCCAAAUCCCGAAUUGCCGGGGGAUGACAGUCUAUAAGAAAGACUUAAUUUCCAGUGCUGGUAUCCCCAGAUAGUCAUCCUUUCCACAUCAUUCUUAAUCUCAAUAGCAUUCUCUUCAUUCUCUCUAGACAUCAUGUCUCUCCCUGAUACCCAAUGGGCCCAAGUGAUCGAACAGAAAGGCGGCCCAGUCGUCUACAAGCAGAUUCCAGUCCCCAAACCAGGCCCUGACGAGGUCCUAGUCAAAAUCAAAUACACGGGUGUCUGCCACACAGACCUGCACGCCAUGAGAGGUGACUGGCCUCUCGCGCUGAAAUUGCCUCUGGUGGGUGGCCAUGAAGGCGCCGGUGUGGUCGUGGCCAAGGGUGAUCUUGUCAACUCCAUCGAAAUUGGCGACCAUGCUGGUGUCAAGUGGUUGAAUGGGUCAUGUCUGGCUUGCGAAUUCUGUAAACAAUCGGAUGAAUCCCUCUGCCCCGAUGCUUUGCUCUCUGGGUACACUGUCGACGGUACCUUCCAGCAAUACUGCAUCGCCAAGGCAGCUCACGUCUCCAUUCUCCCCAAGAACGUCGCCAUGAAUGCUGUCGCUCCAAUCCUUUGUGCCGGCAUAACAGUCUACAAAGGCUUGAAGGAGUCUCAAGCCCGGCCGGGCCAAACCGUCGCCAUUGUCGGCGCAGGAGGUGGCUUGGGCUCUCUCGCACAGCAAUACGCAAAGGCCAUGGGGCUGCGCGUUAUUGCCAUUGACGGGGGAGAAGAAAAGAAAGCCAUGUGUGAGCAGCUCGGCGCAGAGGCAUACAUCGACUUUCACACAUCCAAAGACCUAGUCGAGGACGUCAAGGCCGCAUCCCCAGAAGGCCUGGGUGCCCAUGCUGUCCUUCUUCUCGCUGCGUCCGAAAAGCCCUUCCAACAGGCUACGGGAUAUGUUCGUUCGCGGGGGACCAUUGUCGCCAUUGGUCUACCGGCCGAUGCAUACCUGAAAUCACCCGUUUUCAACACGGUAGUCCGCAUGAUUACCAUCAAAGGAAGUUACGUCGGAAAUCGACAGGAUGGAGUGGAGGCGGUUGACUUCUUUGCGAGGGGACUCAUCAAUGCCCCGUUUAAGACGGCCCCGUUGAAGGAUCUUCCUCGUAUUUUCGAAUUAAUGGGUUCGUUUUCCCUCUCUUGCCCCUCCUUUGUCUGUAUUUGAAACAUGCACGCUGACUGCACACAAAGAACAAGGAAAAAUUGCCGGUCGAUACGUCCUAGAGGUUCCUCAGUAGAACUCAAUUCCCAACAAAAC